Molecule: messenger RNA, 1196 nt
Organism: Anoplophora glabripennis (Asian longhorned beetle)
Lineage: Eukaryota; Metazoa; Arthropoda; Insecta; Coleoptera; Cerambycidae
Product: GATA zinc finger domain-containing protein 1
Exons: 3
Coding region: 171-917 (248 amino acids)
Biological process (GO): chromatin organization
Cellular component (GO): nucleus
Source: RefSeq, a predicted model, not a curated record
AUAACACUAUUGAGGUUAUAUUAUUAUUGCAUUUACAUAAAUUUUUCUUUACAUUACUUGUUUGUGAUAUUAUUGCUGGUUGUUUGAACAAUCUUCAAUCGUUCUAAUGCUAACCAAGGAUAUCUUUUUAACUUCAAGCUUCGAUGAACCAUUAACCUGGCUAUUAAAAAAUGCCCUUUAAAGGAAGCCCUAUUUGCCUAAGAUGUGAAACGAACGAAUCUCCUAUGUGGAAAAAUGCUGAAAAUUUGGGUGCUAUUUGUCUGGAUUGCGUAAACGAAACAAAAAACAAUUUAAAACUAGAACUGGAGGAAGACGAAGAAGAGACUAAGACAACCAAGAGGAAAACUAGGAAUACAAGGUCUUACAAGACCAGACUGAACCCUUACGCUGUACCCAAGGCAAUAACCCCUAAAGGAAGAGGCAGGAGAGGCUUGACCAAGAGAACGCCAGUGAAAGCUCCAACUGCUGUUGCUACGACGGUUACGAGUGACUAUGUAUUUUAUAAGGGCAGUUAUAUUCAAGUGGGUGAUAUUGUUUCGAUGAAAGACGUGGAAGGUGACACAUAUUAUGCUCAAAUUAAAGGCUUCUUAACAGACCAGUACUGUGAAAAGAGCGCGGUAGUUACUUGGCUACUACCUACACAAGAAAGUCCUCCGCCAAAUGAAGCAUUUGAUCCAGCUACGUACAUUAUUGGUCCAGAGGAAGAUGUUGCAAGGAAACUAGACUGUAUGGAAUUCAUAAUGCAUGCACCAUCAGAUUAUUACAAGUCUAGAACCACACCAUAUCCAACGUUCCAUGCACCUGCUGAACCAGGAUAUAUAUGGAGCUCUCUGGAUACUAUGCAGAGGAUAUGCAGCUCUGAAACGAAAAUACAACAGGCAACACAAGAAAAUAUAUUACUUGCUACUAUCCUAUAAGAUUUUAUAAGUUUAUAUUAUGAAAGAGAACUCUAAAAAGACAAAACACUCAAGAUGAGUAAUUUAAAGGUUCGUGGUUUUUAUUUUUAGCUUUUGCUUUCUAGUUUUGUUCUCGUUUCUAGUAAGUAAACAUUUUGACAGUGUAUUUUCAGUAUAAAGCAAGAUAAUCGCAAUACUUUAUAUAAGGUACUUUACUUAACCUUUAUUUUUACUUUUUUAAUUUUAUUUAUGUCUGUAUUAGUAUAUUUAGUAAUUGCUUAACAUUUUGUCGAAUCUUAU